AUGCCCGAAAAGCCUCUGACAAUCGCAACAUAUGCUGCCGGAGCAUCCCUCGCUGCCAUAACUCUGGUCUAUGUCUUUGGGCCAACCUUCUUCCUGGACGAUGAAUCCUCCAAUUCCCGCAAGAAAGGCGUCGUCGGCCUUAGGAACUCCGCGAAUGACUGCUUCAUAAACUCAACAUUGCAAGCGCUAGCAGGACUGGGGGACCUGAGGUUAUAUCUGAUACGGGAGACACAUCGGCGGAAGCUGGAUGGGCCAGACGUAUACCUAGUAGACCGGGAAAAGGUCUCGCAAGAGAAGGGCGCUGUAAAACCAUGGAAGCUGGAGGGGCUACAAAAAGGCAUUGUGACAUUUGCGCUCAAGGACAUAUUGGAUAGCCUCAAUGAAAGGCCCAUAUACAGGAAGACAAUAUCUCCAGGGCCCUUUAUAAGAGCCUUAGAGCUGGCCUUUCGAACGCGGAUCAGCCGGCAGCAGCAAGAUGCACAGGAAUUCCUCCAGAUUGUCACGGAGAGACUUUGCGAGGAAUACCAUGCUGGAAGAAAAGCGCGGCGGAACUCCCGGAGAAUAGAUGUCCCCCUAACGGACGCGCAGGCCGCGCUCGAGAAGCUCGAGAUAUCACAAAAUGUUGACUCUGCGGAGAUGGGGCUCGAUGAAGCACUGGGCGAAAAGGAAGGAGCCACAGCAGCACCGGAAGAGCAUGAAGAGGGAGAUAGCAGUGAAGAGGGAUUUCCUUUCGAAGGAAAGAUUGAUUCCCAAAUUGAGUGUCUAACUUGCGGCUUCAAGCCCAAACCCACAGUAUCGACGUUCGUCACGCUAACGUUGAACGUUCCUCAGAGGUCCUCAACAUCUCUUAACACUUGUUUUGACGGGAUGCUGAAGAUCGAGCACAUUGAUGACUUCAAAUGCGAGUAUUGCCGGCUAGAGCAUGCCCUCCGAAGCAAAGAUCAAGAACUAUCCCGUGCCAAAGACUCCGAAUCAAAAUCACGACUCGAGGCCGAGAUGGCCAAAAUUCGAACCGCUCUCCAAGAAGACCCAGAGAAGCCGCCCCCAGACGUCGAGCUCCCCGACGCCAAAUUAGCCCCCAAACGCCGAAUAGCCCGCCACAUGUAUAUAUCUUCCUUUCCGAAAAUCCUCGCCAUCCACUUAUCUCGCUCCAUGUUCUCCGCCUCUAACUACUCCACCAAAAAUAUGGCCAAGGUUGCUUUCCCGGAAACACUUCCCCUCGGCGGCAUCCUGGACCAGAAGAAAUAUAGACUACUCGGUGUUGUGACGCACAAAGGCAGCCACAAUAGCGGUCACUAUGAGUCCUUCCGUCGCCAGGUCACCGCAGCUCCCUAUUCAACGCCACACUCCUUUGGCGCAGAGGGUGCAUACAGC
Mytilinidion resinicola is the source of this 1374-nucleotide messenger RNA. RefSeq names its product cysteine proteinase. The annotation marks the transcript as partial. Gene Ontology annotation, molecular function: cysteine-type endopeptidase activity; cysteine-type deubiquitinase activity. NCBI's taxonomy places the organism in Eukaryota, Fungi, Ascomycota, Dothideomycetes, Mytilinidiales, Mytilinidiaceae. The record is from RefSeq and is a predicted model, not a curated record. Gene Ontology annotation, biological process: protein deubiquitination. The transcript has a single exon. Gene Ontology annotation, cellular component: cytosol; nucleus.